UAAAUGUGCUCUUUUUCCAGAGCAAUGACAAUGAAGAACGCCUGCAGGUUGUAAAACUUCUAGCAAAAAUGUUUGGGGCGAAGGAUUCAGAAUUGGCAUCUCAGAACAAACCCCUCUGGCAGUGCUACUUGGGGAGGUUUAAUGAUAUCCAUGUACCUAUUCGUCUUGAAUGUGUGAAAUUUGCAAGUCACUGCCUUAUGAACCAUCCUGACCUAGCAAAAGACUUAACAGAAUAUCUUAAAGUAAGGUCCCAUGAUCCUGAAGAGGCGAUAAGGCAUGAUGUUAUCGUAUCCAUAGUUACUGCUGCUAAAAAAGAUCUUCUGCUUGUCAAUGAUCACCUGCUUAAUUUUGUCAGAGAACGAACGCUGGACAAGCGGUGGAGAGUGAGGAAAGAAGCUAUGAUGGGACUUGCACAGAUAUACAAGAAAUAUUCGUUACAGUCAGAAGCAGGAAAAGAAGCUGCAAAACAGAUAUCAUGGAUCAAAGAUAAACUUCUGCAUAUAUAUUAUCAAAACAGUAUUGAUGACCGAUUACUUGUUGAACGCAUUUUUGCUCAGUACAUGGUUCCUCACAACUUGGAAACAAAUGAACGAAUGAAAUGUUUGUAUUACCUUUAUGCAACACUGGAUUCAAAUGCUGUGAAAGCAUUGAAUGAAAUGUGGAAAUGUCAGAAUCUGCUACGACAUCAAGUAAAAGAUUUGGUUGACCUAAUAAAACAACCAAAAACAGAUGCCAGCAGUAAAGCUAUAUUCUCAAAAGUGAUGGUAAUAACAAGAAACCUGCCUGAUCCGGGGAAAGCUCAAGAUUUCAUGAAGAAAUUCACACAAGUUCUAGAAGAUGAUGAAAAAAUAAGAAGUCAAUUAGAAAUGCUUGUUAGUCCAACAUGUUCAUGCAAACAGGCUGAGGGAUGUGUGAGGGAAAUUACAAAGAAGUUGGGCAACCCAAAACAACCAACAAAUCCUUUCUUGGAGAUGAUUAAGUUUCUUCUUGAGAGAAUUGCUCCUGUGCACAUUGAUACUGAAUCCAUCAGUGCUCUUAUCAAGCAAGUAAACAAAUCUAUAGAUGGAACAGCUGAUGAUGAAGAUGAGGGUGUGCCAACUGACCAAGCAAUCAGAGCAGGUCUUGAGCUGCUUAAGGUACUUUCAUUUACACAUCCUAUCUCAUUUCAUUCAGCUGAAACUUUUGAAUCUCUUCUGGCUUGCUUGAAAAUGGAUGAUGAAAAAGUGGCAGAAGCUGCAUUACAAAUUUUCAAAAAUACAGGAAGCAAAAUUGAAGAAGACUUUCCUCAUAUAAGAUCUGCUUUGCUUCCAGUGUUGCAUCAUAAAGCCAAAAAAGGACCUCCUCGUCAAGCCAAGUAUGCUAUUCACUGCAUCAAUGCAAUAUUUUCUAGCAAAGAAACACAGUUUGCACAGAUAUUUGAGCCACUGCAUAAAAGUCUGGAUCCAAGCAAUUUUGAGCAUCUCAUUACACCACUGGUUACUAUUGGCCAUAUAGCCAUGCUAGCACCUGAUCAGUUUGCUGCCCCUUUGAAAUCUUUGGUUGCCACUUUUAUUGUUAAAGAUUUGCUAAUGAAUGACAGGCUUCCAGGAAAAAAGACGACAAAACUUUGGGUCCCAGAUGAAGAAGUGUCUCCUGAAACACUUGUCAAAAUUCAGGCCAUCAAGAUGAUGGUUCGAUGGUUGCUAGGAAUGAAGAACAAUCACAGUAAAUCAGGAACGUCUACUCUAAGAUUGCUAACAACAAUAUUACACAGUGAUGGAGAUUUGACAGAGCAGGGGAAAAUUAGUAAACCUGAUAUGUCUCGAUUGAGGUUGGCUGCAGGUAGUGCUAUUGUGAAGCUGGCACAAGAACCCUGUUACCAUGAAAUCAUCACCUUGGAACAGUACCAGCUGUGUGCACUAGCCAUAAAUGACGAAUGUUACCAAGUGAGACAAAUAUUUGCUCAGAAACUUCACAAAGGGCUUUCUAGACUACGGCUGCCACUAGAAUAUAUGGCUAUUUGUGCACUGUGUGCAAAAGAUCCAGUGAAAGAGAGAAGAGCUCACGCUCGGCAGUGCCUUGUGAAGAACAUAAAUGUCAGAAGGGAGUAUCUGAAGCAACAUGCAGCAGUUAGUGAGAAACUGUUGUCACUUCUACCAGAGUAUGUUGUUCCUUAUACAAUACAUCUUCUAGCUCAUGACCCAGAUUAUGUCAAAGUCCAGGACAUCGAACAACUAAAGGACAUUAAAGAGUGUUUGUGGUUCAUACUGGAAAUAUUGAUGGCUAAAAAUGAGAACAACAGUCAUGCAUUUAUCAGAAAAAUGGUAGAAAAUAUUAAGCAGACUAAAGAUGCUCAAGGACCAGAUGAUGCAAAAAUGAAUGAAAAACUCUACACAGUCUGUGAUGUAGCAAUGAAUAUCAUUAUGUCAAAGAGUACAACAUACAGUUUGGAAUCCCCUAAAGAUCCUGUACUUCCAGCACGAUAUUUUACUCAACCUGAUAAGAAUUUUAGUAACACCAAAAAUUAUCUUCCUCCAGAAAUGAAGUCAUUUUUCACUCCUGGAAAGCCCAAAGCAGCCAAUGUUCUUGGAGCGGUUAACAAGCCUCUUUCGUCAGCAGGCAAGCAGUCUCAAUCCAAAUCUUCACGAAUGGAAACUGUAAGCAAUGCCAGCAGCAGUUCAAAUCCAAGCUCUCCAGGAAGGAUCAAAGGGAGGCUUGAUAGUACUGAAAUGGACCACAGUGAAAAUGAAGACUUCACACUGAGUUCACCAUUACCAGGGAAGAAAACUGACAAAAGGGACGACUCUGAUCUUGUAAGGGUGAGCCUUUUGGUUGCAUUACAGAUGUUUCAUUUUCAGUUACCAAGACAUAAAAAUAACAAUGAAUAUGCUGAUACUUAAUAUUUUUCUAACAUG
Messenger RNA from Meleagris gallopavo (turkey), 2894 nucleotides. Lineage: Eukaryota; Metazoa; Chordata; Aves; Galliformes; Phasianidae. The record is from RefSeq and is a predicted model, not a curated record.